CGUUAAGGCUGUGGUGGUGGAUAUAAGUUUGAGUAGAAAAUAUAAAAUUUACUUUACUUUGGGCAAUUGAUGUCCUCUUCUGAAUUUCUUCCAAAGUCAGACACUUACAAAUUUUUGGCACCGUGGCUUGGAAAUAGUUUACUUCUUAGCUCUGGUAAGGAAUGGUACCACCGUAGGAAACUGCUGACAAAAGCUUUUCACUUCAAUAUUUUGAAGAAGUUUAUGGAUACAUUCAAUACAGAGACUGAACAUUUUAUCAAGCAGGUCGAAAAAGAAACUCUCGAAGAGCACACGGAUUUGUUUGCUAUUGUUGGUCCGGUGGCAUUGCGGGUUAUAAGCGAAACGGCAAUGGGUAUUUCACUUGGCGACGAGGAAGUUGCAUUCGACAAAUAUUUUCAAUCAAUCCUAGCUAUGGGUGAAUGCUUCAUCUCAAGAGUAUCCAAACUGUGGCUACACAACGAUUUCCUAUUCAAUCUUAGCAAGAUCGCGAGAGUACAACAAUGUUUAUUGAAACAUUUACAUGGAUUCACAGAAAAAGUGAUCGAAGAUCGACGCCAAUUAAUGAGGGAACCGAGAUUUAAGCAAGUUGAGAGUAGUCCUCCUUCUAACGAUAGGCAUUCGAAGAUGGUACUGAUAGAUUUGCUUUUGGAAAACGAAAAAUCUGGAUUAUUAGAUUCUGAAGGCAUCCGGGAAGAAGUUGACACUUUUAUGUUUGCGGGGUACGAUACCACAGCAAUAACAAUGUCGUUUUUCUUAAUGGCAAUAGCAAACGAGCCUGAUAUACAAGAUAAAAUAUACGAAGAACUGCGGCAGGUCAUUGGAGACUCACAGAGGCUUCCCACAAUGCAAGAGUUGAACGAAUUAAGAUAUUUGGAAUGUUGCAUAAAAGAGUCACUGCGUCUGUACCCGAGCGUUCCGUUCAUAGGCAGGAAGCUGACAAAAGAGACCGUUUUAAGUGGCUACACAGUACCUGCGAACACAACUUGCUUUAUUAUGAUCUACGAUCUACAUCGGCGAGCAGAUAUUUACCCUGACCCGGAGCGUUUCGAUCCAGACCGAUUUCUUCCAGAGAACAUCUCGAAGCGUCAUAUUUAUUCCUAUCUACCUUUCAGUGCUGGACUGCGAAAUUGUAUUGGGCAAAAGUUUGCGAUGCUGGAGAUGAAAAUGGUGCUGUCAGGUUUGCUGCAGAGAUUCCGAUUGGAACCGGUGACCAGACCUUCGGAUAUUGUUUUCAGAGCUGAUAUAGUUUUACGAACAUCAAACCCGAUAUAUGUUCGUUUUCGUUCAAGAAACUAAGUA
Messenger RNA from Pararge aegeria (speckled wood butterfly), 1299 nucleotides. RefSeq names its product cytochrome P450 4c3-like. NCBI's taxonomy places the organism in Eukaryota, Metazoa, Arthropoda, Insecta, Lepidoptera, Nymphalidae. The record is from RefSeq and is a predicted model, not a curated record. Bases 70 to 1296 code for a protein of 408 amino acids. Gene Ontology annotation, molecular function: oxidoreductase activity, acting on paired donors, with incorporation or reduction of molecular oxygen; iron ion binding; heme binding. The transcript is spliced from 8 exons.